ACCGAAUCUUUGCAUCCGACCGAGGCAAACAAGUAUACUCUGUCACUUUUACGAUCACAGCUUAAGAUGACUCUAGUUUUUAGAACUGGGUUUGUACUUUCUCUGCGUCCACACAAAAAUGAAACAAAACCAACAAAAACAAUUUUCUCCUCUUUCCCUUUCUCUCCUCAAAUCACCCAUGUAUAUAAGUUUAGGAUUUUAUGUUUAUUUUCUUCUUGAAGCCAACAGAAAGAAGAAGAGAGAGAAAGCAAUAGAAUCUCAAGAAAACCAUCGUCAUAUAUAGAAAGGAUGGCAAUUGCUGAUUCCGCUUCUUCUUUUUCGCUUCGUCCUCUUCACCACAAUUUGUUUUCCCCCAAAUACCGUUCUGUUUGUCAUAAUUCCCUGUUUCGUUCUCCUCCACACUUUUCCUCUCUCCAGUUCCCCUCCAAUAUUCGUGCAACCUCAUUAGUCGCCGUAGAACCGGAGUCAAGCACUCAACCCCAAGAAGAUACGAUGGAAGUUGACUUGUUUGCUUGUCCGGUAUGUUAUGAACCACUAAUAAGAAAAGGCCCUUCAGGUUUUAACUUGCCAGCAAUAUACAGGUCUGGUUUUAAAUGUAGGAAGUGUACCAAAUCAUAUUCAAGCAAAAAUAUCUAUCUGGAUCUCACUGUUACUGCUGGAACAAAGGCCUACACUGAAAUUAAACCAGCUAGGACUGAGUUAUUCCGGAGUCCACUUGUUUCCUUUUUGUAUGAAAGAGGCUGGCGGCAAAACUUUAACCUUAGCGGUUUUCCUGGUCCCGAUGAAGAGUUCAAAAUGGCUCAAGAGUAUUUUAAACCAGCUGAAGGUGGUGUUCUCAUUGAUGUUAGCUGUGGGAGUGGUUUGUUUUCUCGGAAAUUUGCCAAAUCUGGGACCUAUUCAAGAGUUGUUGCCCUUGAUUUUUCUGAAAAUAUGCUUCGCCAGUGUUAUGAUUUCAUCAAGAAUGAUGAUACAAUUAUUACCUCCAAUCUUGCUCUUGUCAGGGCAGAUGUUUCCAGGCUUCCCUUCUCAUCAUGUUCAGUUGAUGCCAUUCAUGCUGGCGCAGCCUUGCAUUGUUGGCCAUUCCCUUCCAAUGCAGUUGCUGAAAUCAAUCGUAUCUUGCGAAGUGGUGGUGUAUUUGUGGGAACAACUUUCCUCCGAUACAGUCCGUCGGCUCCUGCGAUAUUGGGGCCUUUCAGACAGCAGAGGAUUGCAGGUGACUACAACAAUUUGAAUGAAGAGGAGAUAGAGGAUUUGUGUACAUCAUGCGGCCUUAUUAACUACACAAGCAAAGUUCAGCAAUCCUUCAUCAUGUUUUCUGCACAGAAACCAUGAGACUUCGUUUUGGCCAUUAGAGGUUUUCCUUGUUAUCUUUGUGAAUACUGAAUUCCAACCCUGUUGAUGACAAACAAAAACAUACAAGCCCUGCAGUUGUGUAGUUAUACAUACCAUCAUUAAAAUUGUGAAAUUUAAUGUUUCUAAUUAAAUACGUAUUGUCUGGAUGAGCAUUUGUUAUUGCUUUCGACCCAAAUG
Molecule: messenger RNA, 1530 nt
Organism: Ilex paraguariensis (yerba mate)
Lineage: Eukaryota; Viridiplantae; Streptophyta; Magnoliopsida; Aquifoliales; Aquifoliaceae
Source: the annotation of a GenBank genome assembly